UUAAAAAAUUAUUUUACAUAUAAUAUGUAAAAAUCAUGUCCAUUUAUUAUAAACAGUUGCAACAGUUGUGUAUAGCCAUUGAUAAACACUGGGACAUAUUUACAAAUGAUGUGGAAGUUCGAAUCAUGAAAGAUUACGUUAUGCUAUCACGAAGGUUCACAAUAGUUUUCUCGAUGCUAUUGUUUUUCACAGUGUUAAUAUUUGUGUCAAUACCAUUAAUACCAGUAUUGUUAGACACAAUGCUACCUCUUAAUGAAUCACGUCCGCGAGUUUUUGCGAUCGAAGUCGAAUUCAGAGUGAAUAAAAAUGAUUACUUUUUAAUAAUGUUUUGUUACACUACCAUUGUAGUUAUAAUAGGUUUAAACAUUUCAAUUGGUGUUGAUACAAUGCACUUUGCCUGCACCGCUCAUGCAUGCAGUUUAUUUGCCGCUGUCAGUAAACAAAUUGAAAAUAUAAUUUCCAAAGCUUAUAAUAACAAUAAAGUCAGCAAAUGUGGAUAUCAUGUAAAUAUGGAACUUAAUCCAUUUAAUGAGAGAAUAAUAUACCGGGAAUAUAUAACAUGUUUAAAGAAACAUCAGCUUGCUUUAGAAUUUGUGAAUAUAUUGGAAUCAUCAUUUCAAGGACUUUCAUUGCUUUUAUUACUAUUAAUUCUUGGAAAUAUAAGUCUAAUCGGAGUCCGAAUUCUUUAUGUAUUAAAUCAAAUGCAACAACUGAUAAAAUUCACAUUUAUGUUUACCGCAAUGUUAAUUGACUUGAUGAUUAUAUGUUAUUCUGGUCAAAGAUUAAUGGAUGAAAGUCAGGACAUAUUUUAUCGAGCAUAUGCUGCAGAAUGGUACAAAUUUUCGCCUCGAUUAAAAUCUUUGCUGAUGAUGACUCUUUACAGAAGUAAUAUUCCAUGUGGAUUGAAGGCAGGUAAUAUGAUUCCGUUAUCCAUCGCGACCUAUGCUGCGCGACAGCCAAUGAGAACCGCGCUUUCUUCCAUUGUUCUGGCAUUAUCGAUAAGACGUUUAGAGAAUCCCGCUGCUGGGUAUCAAUCAUGA
Acromyrmex echinatior (Panamanian leafcutter ant) is the source of this 1040-nucleotide messenger RNA. RefSeq names its product odorant receptor Or2. Gene Ontology annotation, cellular component: plasma membrane. Lineage: Eukaryota; Metazoa; Arthropoda; Insecta; Hymenoptera; Formicidae. Gene Ontology annotation, molecular function: odorant binding; olfactory receptor activity. The record is from RefSeq and is a predicted model, not a curated record. Gene Ontology annotation, biological process: sensory perception of smell; detection of chemical stimulus involved in sensory perception of smell.